Molecule: messenger RNA, 1176 nt
Organism: Babjeviella inositovora NRRL Y-12698
Lineage: Eukaryota; Fungi; Ascomycota; Pichiomycetes; Serinales
Gene: SPP1
Product: Spp1p
Exons: 1
Coding region: 1-1176 (391 amino acids)
Biological process (GO): positive regulation of DNA-templated transcription
Cellular component (GO): Set1C/COMPASS complex
Source: RefSeq, a predicted model, not a curated record
AUGGACGACUCAGAAGCAGAAACCGACAGAAACAACUCGUGCGCGCUGACACUCGAAGCGCCAUCGUCUCCUGAGACCGAGCUCGUUGCGCAGGGCAAGCGGAAGGCCACACGCAAGAAGACGGGCAAGCGCGCACGCAUCGAGGUCGCGCCCGACUCCAACCGCGACUUGGCGAUCAAACGGCUCUACGAAAAGUACAAGAAAGCACCACAGUACGACCUGAAUAGUGAGGAAGUGUUUUGCAUCUGCCGUAAACCCGACACGGGCGAACUCAUGAUCGCGUGCGACGAGUGCGACGAAUGGUUUCACUUCUCGUGCAUGAAGUACCCGAAGGACCACCAGAAGUUGAUCUUCAAGUUUUACUGUCUCUUUUGCGAGUGGCGCGCGCUCGGCACGACCUUGUGGAAGAAGCAAUGCCGGCUCCCUGGCUGUCUCCAGCCUAUCCGCCAGGUCUCGAAGUACUGCUCGGAGGAGCAUGGGAUACUUUUUAUGAAGAAAUACGUCUUGGACCGCGCGUUUCGCGAGGAUAACUUGAGCGUCCUGGAGGUCAGCACCGUGGCGGGGCUUGCGGAUGUGGCCGUGAUAGCUCGGCUCGGUGCGGUGUUUCCACGUAUCGCGUUCUCUGAGGACUACGCGGAGCUACCCGCGGAGACACGCACGAAAAUCCAGGAGAUUUCCACGGCGUUAGCUGCGGCCACGCACGCUACUGCCGAAGUGCGUGCGAAGGCCGCGUACGUAGCGCGCCUCAAGGAGCGCGUCCGACUCUGGAACGACACUCUCACGGAGCGCAUCAAUGCCGACACAGGAAAGAAAGCCAAGCGCAUCAAGGUGGACGUGUGCGGAUUUAACAGCCACUUGCGGCUUCCGCCAACGUCUUGGGCCGAAUUUACGCGCAGCGCCGAGUACCUGCAGCCGUCAGAUGCCGACGCCGACGCCGAUGCGUUAUAUGUCGCAUAUUCGAAUCGCGACGCGACACGCGCAUACCACCUGGUGUGCAUCACUGACAGGCGGAAGUGCAUCAAACACAAUGGCUGGCUUGCCAUAGCAAAUGAUGAGGCUAGUACUGCGCUCCACAAUCUCGAGCGUGUAAAAAGGCAGCUCGUCGACCGCCGGGAGGUCAUUUUGAAGGACUACACGAUCCAGGUGUACGAAGGAAGUCAAAAACUGACAGAAUGA